AUGGAUCUUGGUUUGGAGAACAUCCACGUGCUUAUCACUGGUGCGAGCGGGGGAAUCGGGCUGGAGACGGCAGAAGUGUUCUACGAGCAAGGUGCCAUAGUGACCGCCCAUUAUAACACCAACGUCAAGCCUUUAGAAAACUUCGUGUCAUCUCGUAGUCAAACGAUCAAAGCAGACUUGACGAAAGAGGAAGAAGUCAUUCAGCUGUUCGAGUCGGCGGAGAAACUCUACGGACCUGUGCAGAUUCUCGUCAUAAACCAUGCGAUAUACACAGCCGAAACGAAUUAUCUCUGGGACAUGUCGUUGGACCAGUGGAGAUGCACCAUCGAUUCUAAUCUCACUUCGUCUUUUCUCGUGGCGAGGGAAUACAUGCGGCAUCUCAAGAAAAUGUCCGUGGACCUGAAAGAUGACGCAUCCGUCAUUCUAAUUGGGAGCACAGCUGGAAAAUAUGGUGAAGCGGGCCACGCCGACUAUGCCUCGUCGAAAAGCGCAAUGAUGUAUGGUCUCACGAUGACUCUCAAGAAUGAGAUCGUCAAAAUCGCUCCCAAGGCGCGAGUCAACUGUAUUGGGCCGGGCUGGGUAAAAACGCCUAUGGCAACGGAGUCGCUGAAGGAUCCAAACGUCACGUACGCCGCACUAGUAACAACCCCUCUCAAAAAAGUGGCCAUGCCUGGGGACAUCGCAAACCAAGUCGUGAUCCUUUCAUCCAACAAGAUAUCGGGACAUGUGACAGGACAGGUCCUCAUGGUGGAAGGAGGGAUGGAAGGGCGCUUGCUCAAUAAACCAGAAGAUCUUGGAAUCACAUUUUGA
Messenger RNA from Cyclocybe aegerita, 810 nucleotides. The record is from the annotation of a GenBank genome assembly. NCBI's taxonomy places the organism in Eukaryota, Fungi, Basidiomycota, Agaricomycetes, Agaricales, Hemipholiotaceae.